Molecule: messenger RNA, 1195 nt
Organism: Rubroshorea leprosula
Lineage: Eukaryota; Viridiplantae; Streptophyta; Magnoliopsida; Malvales; Dipterocarpaceae
Source: the annotation of a GenBank genome assembly
CAUUAGGAGGCCAGCGAUUCAAGCCAAUAACUUUGAAAUCAAACCAGCUAUCAUUCAAAUGAUCCAACAAAAUGUCCAAUUCAGUGGUUUGCCUAAUGAAAAUCCUUAUUCGCAUAUUGCUAGUUUUCUUGAAAUUUGUGAUACUUUUAAGGCUAAUGGUGUUAGUAAUGAGUCUGUUAGGCUUACAUUAUUUUUAUUUUCUUUGCGUGAUAAAGCCAAGAGUUGGCUUCAAUCUUUUCCUGUAGGCCAUUUUACCAUAUGGAAUGUUUUGGUAGAUAAAUUCAUAGCUAAAUUUUUUCCUCCUUCAAAAACAGCUAAGUUGAGAAAUGACAUUACUACUUUUGUUCAAUUUGAUAAUGAGUCAUUAUAUGAGGCAUGGGAAAGAUUUAAGGAAUUGCUUAGGCAAUGUCCAAAUCAUGGUUUACCUGUUUGGCUCCAAGUGCAGACUUUUUAUAAUGCGCUUAUUGAUGUUCAACAAGGGAAACUUAGCCUUAGAAUACAUGAUGAGGAGAUUGUUUUUAAUGUGUUUGAUGCUAUGAAAAAUUGUGAUCAUGAUGGUAGUGCUGUUUUAAGGAUUGAUGUGGUAGACAAUAUAGUGGCUGAAAAUUUUAAUGCUUCUAGAUUAGAUGAUCCUAUUGAUAAUUGCAUUGUUAAUGCUUUGGAUGUGAAAGUUGAUAGUGCAGACAAUAACAUUUUGGAGGCAGCAGCUAUUCUUGGGGGAAAAUGCCAUAGGCAGCCACAAAAAGGAGGGAAUUUUCUGCCCUUAGAUGCACCGUCCACUGUGACAGUCAAGCCAUCCAAAGAAGAGCCCCCUACUCUUGAAUUAAAACCUCUUCCUUCUCAAUUAAAGUAUGUUUAUUUGGGUGAUUCAAAUACCUUACCUGUUAUAAUUUCUGCUUCUUUGACAGGAAUAGAGGAGGAGAAACUCUUAAGGGUGUUGCGAGAACACAAAGGAGCUAUAGGAUGGAGCAUAGUGGAUAUCAAAGGAGUUAGUCCUUCGGUUUGUAUGCAUAAAAUUCUGUUGGAGGAGGGGCACAAGUCGGUUGUUCAGCCUCAAAGACGCCUUAAUCCUAACAUGCAAGAGGUGGUCAAAAAUGAGGUAAUCAAAUGGUUGGAUGCAGGUAUUAUUUUUCCUAUCUCUGAUAGUACUUGGGUGAGUCCUGUGCAAGGUGGAGAGUGUGCAUAGAUUAUAGGA